Messenger RNA from Oncorhynchus kisutch (coho salmon), 732 nucleotides. RefSeq names its product sciellin. NCBI's taxonomy places the organism in Eukaryota, Metazoa, Chordata, Actinopteri, Salmoniformes, Salmonidae. Gene Ontology annotation, cellular component: cytoplasm. Gene Ontology annotation, biological process: epidermis development. The transcript has 5 exons. The coding region runs from base 102 to 425 and encodes 107 amino acids. The record is from RefSeq and is a predicted model, not a curated record.
CACCUCCAACAACUCCACCACCACCUCCAACAACUCCACCACCUCCUCCAACAACUCCACCACCUCCUCCAACAACUCCACCACCUCCACCACCACCUCCAAUGCCCCAAGUUGUAAUCAGUGAGAUCAGUUUAGAGACCAGACUCCCUGACCAGCCCUCUCUGACUCCAACCCAGACUCUACUCUCCAUACCGAACAGGAGUGUGACCAAGGGCCUGUGUUCGUACUGCUGUACACCGAUGGUGGCUGGAGCCAACAUGAUCCUGGAGGAUCUACAGAUCUACAGCCACUCAUCCUGCUUCAAGUGUGAGGUGUGCCAUUGUCCUCUAGGAGACCUCCAUGUAGGAGACAGUAUGUGGCUCCACAGAGGGACAGUCCACUGUGAAGGCUGCUUCAGCACAGCCAGAGAGAAGUAUCUCCUCUAGGGAAGGAUGACAGAACGCUCACGUCUCCACGGUAACACAGACAGAACAAAGAGACACCGCUUUAGAAGUCAGAAAAGGACACAUUGCUUUUCCAUGGGUGGAUCUGGCGGUUGACGCAACAGUAAAUGACAUUUUAUAAUGUCAUCUGGAUCUAUAAUCUUCACAACAUCUCUUGCAAAUGAUUGUCACAUAUAGAAUCAGAUCCAAUGACCUGGAUGGAUUCUUUAUGUACUUCUCUAUGUAUCUAUUUUCAUGUAAUAUGACGAUUUGUUCAAUCACAUUACAAUAUAACCACCAACUGAUGUCA